AUGAAUUACCUUAUACUAUUCUAUCUUGUUGUUUGCUUUGCUAAUUCGGAUGUCUGGAAUAUUAAAUUACCAUCCUAGGUCAAGUUAUUAUAAAAGCUAAGAGAAAAACGAAAUGACAGAAAGCUUGAGGAUGUUAAAACUUAAUGGGAGUCAAUAAGAAUACAUUUUGAAUUCUUGGAAUCUCCACCUUCGGAUGUUUUAGAAUAAACUAAUACAGUACUAAAUAUAGUUAAGACAUUUUUUGGAAGAUUUAUCUUGGUUAAGAGACAAACCGGAAAUUUAGAAUGGAAAUCAAGCUAUGAAACCGAUUGGCAAAUACUGACUAUUCCUGCUUCACUCCAAAAAAGUUAUGAUGCUGACUUGGUAUUCUUUGUGGGUUAAGAGGAUAAUCAAGACGUAGAAUACAUUGCAAGAGCAGCUCCUGUAAUCUUUGAUGAAACGACAGGAAGACCAAUUUUUGGAAUUAUGCAAAUGAACAAUUACUACAUGAAAGAAUUUUAGGGAACAGAUGCAAAAUUUGAAGCAGCAGUUCAAGUAGUACUACAUGAAUCCAUUCAUGGUUUAGGGUUCACUGAUAAUCUCUAUUCAAACUAUUAUAAUAGUACGAGUAAUGAGAAAUACGACUUUACAGUUUAUCAAAGAGUGAAUUAGCAAAUUGAUUUACCUACUCCAAGAUUGACUCAGUUAGCUGAGAAUCACUUUGGAUGCUCUAAAUUGGUGGGAGGAACUAUGGAAGAUCAGAUGGGAGGUGGAACAGCAGGUUCACAUUUGGAAAGGUCAAUCUUUUAUAACGAACUUAUGACAGGUGCAUUGAUGACUGGCAAUUCCCUCCUUAGUGAAUUCACAUUUGGUCUUUUAGAAGAUACAGGAUUUUAUCGAGUGACCAAGCAUAUUUCUGAUAUACAAUUGUGGGGAAAGGAUAAGGGGUGCGAUUUUUAUAAGAAUUAAUGCUUUUCUAACUAAUAAUACAAGGAAUUCUGUACUGAUCCUUAUGAUGACUCCAACCAAUCAGAUAAUCCUUUAAACCAUUUAUCAUGCUCUUAUACGCACACUGGAAUAGGAAUUUGCAUGAAUGAUGGACUAGUAGAAUGCCCUUACUAUUAUGUGAUUUCAGAUUUAGAUUGCAGAGAUGCAGAAAAUUAUAAUUAAACCUUAUUUUAAGGAUCUAACUUUCAUUUCGGAUAUGAUAGUAUGUGCAUAGAAGGAGGUUUCGUAAGUAAAAUAAAACAAUCAAUUGACAUUGGAUAUAGUUGUUAUUAAUACUCUUGCGAUGAGAAUAAUUCAUUAACUAUCAUAGUUGAUGGGGUGAAAUAUGAUUGCAGUGUUGGAGGUUCAUCUCCAAGUUAUAACACUGAAUAAUAUAAGUAAGGUAUUGUUUGUCCCGAUAAUCCAAAGGACUUAUGUGAAUCAGCUAGUGAAUGCCCAAAUUAGUGCAAUAAGAAGGGAUAUUGUUUAGGAGGAGUGUGCACUUGUAUAGCUGGUUAUUCAGGAAGAGCAUGUGAAAAAAGUUGCACUAGUUAUAGAGACGGAAUUGAAUGCGUUUAGAGUUGCUCAACAAAUACAUUUGCAGAUGACUCGACAAUGUAUUGUAUAGGUUGUCCUGCAAAUUGUGCCACUUGUUCAGCAAAGGAUGUAUGUACCUUGUGUGAGGAUACUCAUCUAUUGGUUGGAGGAUUUUGCGAACCUCUACCAACUUAUUCAGUAAUUUUAGUAACCAGCAUCAUAGCCUUGUUUUUAGCCUUAUGA
Paramecium tetraurelia is the source of this 1746-nucleotide messenger RNA. RefSeq lists its product as uncharacterized. The transcript has 6 exons. The record is from RefSeq and is a predicted model, not a curated record. Gene Ontology annotation, biological process: proteolysis; cell adhesion. Gene Ontology annotation, cellular component: membrane; cytoplasm. Gene Ontology annotation, molecular function: metalloendopeptidase activity. NCBI's taxonomy places the organism in Eukaryota, Ciliophora, Oligohymenophorea, Peniculida, Parameciidae.